Acaulospora colombiana is the source of this 1603-nucleotide messenger RNA. Lineage: Eukaryota; Fungi; Glomeromycota; Glomeromycetes; Diversisporales; Acaulosporaceae. The record is from the annotation of a GenBank genome assembly.
AUGCCCAAGAGGACACCCGAAAAUUUGACCGCAACCAGACGUUCAACUCGACUUGAACAAAAGCGUGUCAGAAGAAAUGUGGUUGAAUUAAUGCCUUUCGAUUCUUCGGAUAGCACAGCGUUAAAUUGGUCCGGGAAAGUUCUACAAUUUGACAAUUUGAUAACACAUGCGCAGCAAUCCGACGAAACCUCGGGAGUCAAUUGGCAAAACAACGUGAAAACCAUUUCAAUUGACGUUGACGACGCGACACAUUAUUCUUUGCCGAAAAAGGGACAAAUUAUUAAGAAGAAUGAGAAUACCAUACCACGACGCUCGAUACGCAAAGUUCGCGACUGUCGAAAGCAAAUAAGCGAACCCUCGACUGCACUUAAAUUUAAAUUAAAUGCUGGCGCGUCCAUUUUCUUUGGAGUAUCACAACAACAAGGUUGGGAGACUGGAGGACGCCGUUCUGGACAAGCCGCGAUAAAUACCCAUGCGGACAUGGAAGAUGCUUAUUAUGUACCUUUCAUGGCCAAUGAGAAGGUGCAUUAUCCAUCCGAUACGCCUUAUACCCUCUUCGUAUUGGCUGACGGACAUGGAGGCUCAAAUGCGUCUAGGCACUUUUGUCGAAUGGUUCCGGAGGCAGUGCAAGAAGUUUUAUGUUCUCACCCUUUAUGGUCAUUUAGAGAACCAGAAGAUCAACGGUUAUUUCGCGAAAAGAUACGUGAAAUGUAUAAGAAACUUGACAGAGACUAUUUGGAUUCGCAAAUACGCAAAUUUUCCGAGUGGACAAACAACGGUUACCCAGAUCCAAUGCCGUCGGAUCAGGGUUCGACUCUACUUAUUGUUAUUUUGUAUGAUGGUGUAGUGAUCAUCUGCAAUCUUGGAGAUUCGAAAACCGCCAUAUGCAAAAGGGUUCCGUCGAAAACACCCGGUAAGGUCCCCCUCGAACUGGCUUACCAGUCCACAAUUCAAUCGCCGGGUCAUCCAAGCAAAGCGUACCAUGUAUACAGCAACGGAGGCAUAUUUCGUCGUGAAGAAAACGAAAAAAUCAUCAAACCUAAAAUCAAUCCACCAGCAUAUCCGGCCGAUUCAACUCCAUCAUCCCAAUUAAAAAUGUAUUCUAGCUUACAGAAAGCUCGUAUCUACCGACCUCCAGAUUUUCAAAAUCCUUUCGGUUUAUCAAAUGACUUUUCCCUUAAUCUUGGUGAUACAAUGGGUGAUUUAUUUUUCAAACUCGAUCCUCCGUUAUUUCCUUGCGAAGCAGAUGUGGAUUUUUUGAUUAUGGAAUCCGGAGUGGAUUACAUUGGCGUUAUGGCCCCCGACGGACUGUGGGAUCAUAUGAAUGUUAAAAUGCCAGAAUUUGUACGAAAACUUGCCAGAUACUUGGGAUUACUAAAAAGUUGUGAAGAUUCUAGUUAUAUAACUAGUUCAUCUUCUGAUGAAAGUAGCGAUAGUGUUGCGGAACGGAUCCCCCAAAAAUAUCACACAGCUUCUUCGAAUGCUGAUACAGCCAAAAACAUGUUGACCGGAGAGCAACUUCAUGAUCUUGCCGGAGCAUUGUGUGAUAGAACGAAAGAUAGUUUAGAUAUAUUUGAAAAGGAUCAGGGGCGUUAUGAUGAUU